Cokeromyces recurvatus is the source of this 1286-nucleotide messenger RNA. Its product is annotated as PSP1 C-terminal conserved region-domain-containing protein. The transcript has 2 exons. Gene Ontology annotation, cellular component: cytoplasm. The record is from RefSeq and is a predicted model, not a curated record. Lineage: Eukaryota; Fungi; Mucoromycota; Mucoromycetes; Mucorales; Mucoraceae. The coding region runs from base 39 to 1163 and encodes 374 amino acids.
CACAUAUUAUUAUUACUAUUAUUUUUCUUAAAGUAACAAUGGAUUGUUACUUUAAUAAAGAAGACCAAAUUAAAAAUACUGUAUUUAAACAAAAUAAUAAUUCAGUGCCAAUAGACCUUUUUAAAAACCAAGAAAACAAGAUAAUGUUUCCCUGGCAGCAGCAGCAGCCUCCCCUUUCACCUCCACCUUGUCAUCAUAAAGAACUUCCUCUUCUUUCUUCUCGACCUAAUUAUUUUUCAACCAAUCAUAGUUGGCACCCUCUUUGGACAACUACUUCUUCUACCUGGCAAAAUAACGAUGUUCCAAAGAGAAGUCGCUCUAUAUCAGCUAAUACUGCGGAUGAUUAUUUUCUAUUCAAAAAAGACAAUGACUAUUCUUCUUCUUCUACUACUACUACUACUACUGAUAAAUCAUCAUUUAAAACUCCGUCUACAACAGGUUUCAUGGAGAAAAAUUCUAUUUGGUCAUUUGAAGAACGUCGACAUUCGAUUGCUGUCAUUCAACCACCCCUUGUUAGACCUAUCACUCCACCACAGCAAGUGAAUCAAUUAAUUCAGCAACUACAGCAACAGCAACAACAAAUUGAUGAAUAUUUCAGUCCAACAACGGCUGUUAUCGAUGUCCAAUACCUUGGAAAGGGAAUCUCUAUUCAACAAUUAGAUAAGAAAUCAAUAGUUUAUCAAAUUCAAUUCAAGUCAAACUAUCAAUUCGAUUAUUUUUAUAUUCAACCUGAAGAUACUUUAAUGCGAGUCCAAUUAAAUGACAUGGUCAUUGUAGAAGCAGAUCGAGGUUAUGAUCUUGGUAGAAUUAUUCAUAUUUUGCCACAAAAGUCAUUGCCGGAUCAUGUUCACAAUCUGAAGCGUAUCUUUAGACAUGCUAAUUCUGCUGAAUUAUCUACUUAUGAAUUAAAGCGUCAGGAUGAAGAAAAGGCUUUAAUCAUCUGUCAAGCGAAAAUUAAACAAAAGAAUCUAAACAUGGAAGUUGUAGAUGCAGAAUACCAAUGGGAUAGACGCAAAUUAACAUUUUAUUUUAAAGCCGAUGAACGAAUUGAUUUUCGUGAAUUAGUUCGUGAAUUAUUCAAGAUCUAUAAAACACGUAUUUGGAUGUGUGCUUAUUCUUCAACAUCGCCAACUUCAUCAACCUGUACACCUAUUUACUCUUAAGUUUUUUCUUCUUAAUACCCGUCAUUUAUAAUGAUAUGUAUCACACAUGUAUUUAGAUCUAUUGCAUUCUAUAUAAAAAAUUGCUUUAUAAAAAAGAAUUGCUAUUUUUCUUUUUCUUUUUUU